ACUGCUGUAGGCCUGUAGCUCACUGUGGUGCUCUUGCCACAAGGCUCUAACAUAUUUUGUUCGUCUCCAUAAUAAUCAAUCGCUUUCGCUAAUCGCAAUUAAUUUUCAUUCAUAAUUAUUGCCUCUGCGGCACAAGUACUCGAUUAUUGCCGCGGUUGUAUGUUGUUUUAUUUGUUUAUAUAAUUAUUGGUUGUACCUACCAUUGUUUUGUUUAAAAUAAAUAUAAUUUUAUCUACUUUGAUUGUCCAAAAUUUCAACAAUUGUGUGCCCGGCAGUGGCUGCUUGAUACAUUUUAAUUCGUUAAGCAUGUGUUCAUUGUGUUAGAAUAAUUUGAGUGGUGUCCGCUGGAAUUCGUGUCAUAAUAACAACGCCAUGUCCGAUUCCACUAAUUCGUCGUUUGGCUUCCUGUCCAACUGGAAAUUCAGCUUAGCCGUAUGCGUACCAUGUUUUGCAGUGGGGUUAGGCGCGACUUAUUAUUUUUACUCAAAAUCUAACAAUAAAGGACGGCGACCUAUUGAGCCAACAGCCAAGCAUUAUGACAUCCACGGAAAUAAUGUCACCCAAGACCUAGUCAAGACUAACGGAAUCGAUCCCAAUACAGUGAAAGUUCACAAACCGACGCCUACUGAGCAAGUUGAAGAAUUUAAAAAACAGGGAAAUGCAGAGUUCUCAAAACAAAAUUAUGAUGCAGCCAUUACAUUUUACACACAAGCCUUGUCAAUAUGUCCACUGUCUGAGAAAGGACUGUUGUCUACUGUGUAUCAAAACCGAGCCGCUGCCUAUAGUAAAUUGAACAACUAUGAGAAUUGUGUGGCUGACUGUGACAAAGCCUUAGCUUUAGUACCGUCUUACAAAAAAGCAUUAUCCCGAAGAGCUAGAGCUCUUACAGAAUUGGGAAAUUUUAAGCUUGCUCUAGAAGAUAUAACAGCUGUUGUAAUGUUGGACGAGUUUAAAAAUCAAACAGAUAUAAUAUUUGCGGAUAGUGUGAUUAAAAGUUUGGGCAAGCAAAACUUAGAAGAGUACACAAAACACAAUGUAUUCAAUUUGCCCACUAAAAUAUUUAUUGAAAAUUAUAUGAAGUCAUUCAGUGAAGAUCCUUUUAAUGAUGAAUUUCCUCAGACGUUAAUGAAAUCGGAAGUAAAUACUGGUUUGGAAUUGGCAUUAAAAUGUAUCAAAGAUAGAAACUAUGAACAAAUUGAGGAUGCUUGUAAAGAAGAAUUGAAUAAGACUGAUAAUAGUUUAAUUCGUCGAGCUUUGGCAUUAAAUCUGCUUGCUACUUUUUCAAUACUACGUGGUAACUAUGCAACUGGGAUCGAACAUCUCACUACUGUCAUAGAAUCAUCAGGAGUUCCAAACAAGUUGGUGAUUAAUUCCUUAAUCAAACGAUCGUCAGUUUACCACCAACAAGAACAAGUGGAAAAAUCUUUUGAAGAUUUAAAACGUGCAGAAAAUAUUGAUCCCAACAGCUCUGAAGUAUUUCACCAUCGAGCUCAAAUUUAUUUAUUAGAAAUGAAUAGCGAGAAAGCAGUUGAAGAAUUUAAACGGGCAGUGGAAUUGAAUCCUAAAUUUAUAUUAUCAAAUGUUCAAUGUUGUUACGCUCAAUAUCUUCAUGCAAAACACACAUCAAAUGAAUUGGACACUGAAAAAUUCCUAAACAAGUUAAAAGGAUUUGUUAUUAAAUACCCAGACUAUGCUGAAAGCUACACCCUAUAUGCACAGGCUUUGACAGAAAAAGGAGCAUAUGAAGAGGCAGAUAUGUUGUUCAAAAAGGUGUAUGAAAUUUAUCCAGAAAAUGCUACUUUAUUAGUACACAGAGCUUUGGUUGUAUUAUCAUGGAAAAGUUCCAUCAGCGAAGCAUUCACCUUCCUCCAACAGGCAAUAAAAGUUGACCCGAAAUGUGAUUAUGCUUAUGAAACAUUGGGAACACUGUAUAUUCAAACAGGAAAAUUAGAAGAAGCUGUUGAAUGUUUGGAAAAAGCUGUACCUUUGUCCAAGUCUGAAAAGGAACUAUUACACAUAUUUUCAUUGAGAGAUUCAGCAAGGGCACAGUUAGCAGUAGUUAAACGUUUGGGAUUAACGCCUCAACUUUAAUAAUUUUACCUUCACCUCUUUAUAAUCAUUAUUAAAUAAAAUAAAGAACUUUAGUUUUUUUUUAAUAAA
Molecule: messenger RNA, 2160 nt
Organism: Myzus persicae (green peach aphid)
Lineage: Eukaryota; Metazoa; Arthropoda; Insecta; Hemiptera; Aphididae
Product: mitochondrial import receptor subunit TOM70-like
Exons: 10
Coding region: 373-2091 (572 amino acids)
Molecular function (GO): protein binding
Source: RefSeq, a predicted model, not a curated record